Meleagris gallopavo (turkey) is the source of this 3700-nucleotide messenger RNA. Lineage: Eukaryota; Metazoa; Chordata; Aves; Galliformes; Phasianidae. The record is from RefSeq and is a predicted model, not a curated record.
GCGAGGAAAGCGCCGGGCCGGCCGCCUGGAUCCUGACGCGGGGGAACUAACGGCUGAGUCGUCUGGGAUCCUAGGAAACUAUAUUUACCUAUGAAACUUGUGAAGAGCUUGGGACGAGGAGGGAGUAAGCUGCCUCUCGGGUCGAAGUUAUUUAUAGCUGCUGCCAAAGAAGCGAAGGGCUGUUUUAUUCUUCGUGCUGCUUUGGAUUUAACUUGUUUCCACCCCCAAGAUUUUCUCAGUGCCUUGGUCUGAGCCGUGCGCAGGCACCGGGGGGUCUGCCUUCCCGAGCUCCGGUACGAUGCUUUAUUUAUAAAGGAGAUGGAAUUCUUGGACCCGGCUAAAUGGAUUACAGCUAAUCAGUCACCUCCAAGAGAUAAUGUGCUGCCUUCGGUAAUGCUCGCUCAAUUGGAAGGCUUAAUCUGCAGAUUUAAGAUAUGCAUUCUGACCUGAAGAAAUAAGAGCAGUGUUCCAUGCAGGGUUUUAAACAUUGAAGCCACUGCUGGUUUUUGCUAUACUCGGUUUUCCUGUGAUAUUGGAAGGUUUCUGUUCCUUUCUCACUCAAGCACUUUGUGUUUUCAAGGGAAAAAGAGAAAAAAACCCAAACAACCAGUAACUCACAUCCAGGUAAAACUGCAUUUAAACCAGUGCACUGAUGACAACCUUAACCACCUCAUAAGUUAUCAUGUAUGUUUUAUAUCUAUGCAUCCUGUGCUGAGGGCAAGUUUACUGUAGUUUUUUAGGCAGAUGAUGUUUUCUAAAUGUUUCCCUCCUUUCCGAAAGUAGAAGAAUUGUAGUAUCUUGUGUGAACCCUUGCAAAAUGGGGAAGCCACUUAGCAGGCCGGACUGUUUACGUCAGAAUCCUCCGUGUGUGGGCAAAGGAGAAGAGGAUGAAGACCUGAACAUCGAGGACUGUUAUGUUCCCCAGAGGUCCAUCUAUGACACUGUGCGGCUCAAUGAGCAGAUCGAUUCGGGAUCCAAGGGCAGCCUCUCCUCCAGACACUUCACGGACCGGACCUUACCCUACAGUCACCGAACACUGGAUAUCGGCACUCUGUGCUCCAAUGGUGCCCUGACGUCCUCCAGUGCUUUUGAGCUCCGAAGCCGUGAGGCCAAGAAGUUAGAUGAGAAAAUGAUCUUUGACGCUCUCAAGCUGAACGGCGAUGUCAUUCGAACGGGGGGAUUGCCCAAAACGAAGUCUCACACAGAGAAAAAGGAGCACAGGCGGUCGUGGAGAAUGUUUGUCCCGCCCAACUUUUCAGAUUACACAAAUAAAAGCGAAUGCUCAUUCAGUGAAACUGGUGACCUGUCAGAUACAGCUAAAUCAGGCAAAUGCAAGUGGGGUACGAAUUCUCUGACCUCAGAAGAAGAUGAUUCUGGUUUGUGCAGCCCUCCAACAGAAAGGGAAGAAAAACAAGAUACGCUCUUAGCAGGGGAGCGAAUGCAGGCACAGACUUUGUCUUCUGCAGAAGACAUCCAGGCAGUAGGUCAGCUCAGCCCAUUCUUUCCAGCUCUUUGCAGAGAGCAGCAAGCCCCAGUGCUUGCAAGCAGCAGUGUUUUUGUCAGAGAGAGCUGCAGGCUGACUUCAUGUGACAUUGUGCCCUCUGGAAAAGUCAAACAAAGCAAUUCACAGAAAUGUGAGAGUGACCAGGAAGAGAUGGGUGGAAAAUACACUUACUUAGAAAGUUUCAGAAAGGAAACUCUGACACAUGGCCAUCCUCUUCAAGGUGAUGGAGGAAGCAUUUCCCUGAGUGAAAAUGGAGUGGAAAAUGGCUAUAACAUACGUGGAAAAAUUAAAACUCAGGUCACAAUAGUGGAUGGGAAUGAUGUGGAUGGUACUCCUCCUCAAUUAGAUGGUUAUUGUAUGAACGUUGCUGUAAAUAAUAGUGACGUGGAUUUAGCAAAAUACGAGAUUUUAUCUGAUCCAGGGGAUUCGAGUAUAGCAGAUGCAGGCUCAAAUGAAAUGACAUUUUCUGUUCAGCAGCUUGAAUUAGAUUGCACUGUAAACUGUCCAAAAGCUAUCCCAGGGAGGAGUGAAAGCAAUAUCUGGACUACAGGCAUACAAGAAACCUUAGAUACAGUCUGCAAUGGCCUAUUGUCUAAUAAGGUGUUCCAGAAAGAAGAAAUUGAGCCCCUGCAGGUUAAACAACAGGAGGUGAACUGGUUGGGCCAAGGCCUUAUUCAAAGUGCUGCUAAAAGCACCAACACAGAAAGCCUUGAACAUGACCUUGAAGAUGUUAACACUCGGUGGAAAACUCUCAAUAAGAAGGUGGCCCAACGUGCAGCACAAUUGCAGGAAGCCCUCCUUCACUGCGGGAGAUUUCAGGAUGCCCUUGAAUCUCUGCUUAGUUGGCUCAUUGAUACAGAAGAACUUGUGGCUAAUCAAAAACCACCAUCUGCCGAAUUCAAAGUUGUGAAGGCCCAAAUACAAGAGCAGAAACUUCUCCAGAGGCUGUUGGAUGACCGAAAGCCUACUGUUGAGGUAAUCAAGCGUGAAGGGGAGAAAAUUGCAGAGUCAGCAGAACCUGCUGAUAAAGUGAAAAUCUUGAAGCAGUUGAGUUUGCUGGAUAGUCGAUGGGAUGCAUUGCUCACUAAAGCUGAAAUAAGGAACCGUCAGUUGGAAGGCAUCUCAGUGGUAGCACAGCAGUUUCAUGAAGCUUUGGAGCCAUUGGUGGAGUGGCUGUCAGCCACAGAGAAGAGACUUGCAAAUGCUGAACCUAUUGGAACACAGGCUUCCAAACUGCAACAGCAGAUUUCUCAGCAUAAAGCCCUAGAAGAUGAUGUCCUAGCUCACAAUAAGAGUUUGCUUCAGGCCAUUAGCACUGGUCAGUCUCUAAAGACUAUGAGCUCCAGGGAAGACAAAGAUAUGGUGCAGGAAAAGCUAGAUUCUUCUCAGGCCCGAUACAUUGAGAUUCAAGAGAAGAGCAACAGCAGGUCUGAACUUCUACAGCAAGCAUACUGCAAUGCUCAGAUUUUUGGGGAGGACGAAGUUGAGUUGAUGAACUGGCUGAAUGAAGUCCAUGAUAAACUGAGCAAGUUGUCAGUCCAAGAUUGCAACACAGAAUUGCUUGAGAAACAGCACUCUGAACUACUGGAGCUUCAGGAGGAGAUUCUUCUCAGAAAACAAAAUGUUGAUUUGGCUAUACAAAAUGGCUUAGAGCUUCUCAAACAAACAACAGGUGAUGAAGUUAUAAUAAUUCAAGAUAAACUGGAAGGCAUUAAAGUGAGAUACAAAGAUAUUACAAAAUUGAGCUCUGAUGUGUCCAAGACCUUAGAGCAGGCCCUACAGCUUGCAGGUCAGCUGCACUCAACCCAUGAGGAGCUCUGCAAAUGGCUUGACAAAGUGGAAGUGGAAUUACUGUCAUAUGAAACUCAAAUACCACAGGGUGAAGAAUUAAGCCAAGCACAAGAAAGACAAAAAGAGUUGAAAAAAGAAGCAAAAACCAACAAAGCCUUACUGGACACUCUCAAUGAAGUUGGCAGUGCCUUCUUGGAACUGGUGCCAUGGAGGGCUAGAGAGGGGCUUGACAAGAUGAUAACAGAAGACAACGAACGAUACAGAUUAGUGAGUGACACAAUCUCUCAGAAGGUGGAUGAGAUUGAUGCUGCCAUCCUGAGAUCCCAGCAGGUACUGAUAACCUGUUUUAGGACUAUAAUAAAUGGCCUCUGGCAAUGUGUACUUAAAUAGAAGAUGUCCUUUAAU